Molecule: messenger RNA, 1700 nt
Organism: Branchiostoma floridae (Florida lancelet)
Lineage: Eukaryota; Metazoa; Chordata; Leptocardii; Amphioxiformes; Branchiostomatidae
Exons: 6
Coding region: 132-1223 (363 amino acids)
Source: RefSeq, a predicted model, not a curated record
AGCGUAUUAGUCCACUUUGCCAGCAGCCCAUCCUAGGAGCAGGUUGGGUCUUCCUGUCGUGGAGACCGCGUAGACUUAAGCGAAGUAAAUUAGCCUUUUUAAAUUCUCAGUAUCAUUAGAAAUACUGUAAAAUGAGUGCAGAGAAGGUGUUCUACGGUCCUGUCGAGUAUGGAGCGCCACCUAGCGGUGAGCGCGCCGCCGGUUCCCGGGUGAGUCUGGCGGGAGUGUUCGGGGUGGUCGCGCUCGUCACCGCCGCCCUAGCGCUGGCGCUGGUCCUGAACAACAUGAGCCAGCAGAUGGCGAAGGAUCACGAGGAGAUCAUGAUCCUCAAGGCGAGCGCCGAGCGGGAUCAACAAGAGAUCCAAAGCCUGAAGAUGGCGGCAGAGCGAGAUCUCGAAGAGGUUGCGAGCUUCAAAAUGAGGGCCGAAGAAGACCGUCGGGAAACACUGGUGCUGAUGGAAAAAAUCGCCAUGCUUGAAGCACCGAUCCACGAUACCGGUUCUAACGGCCCGGAGGCAGUAGGCCCUGGUGACGACCCCACUACUGAGUCUGUGCACAAACGUCAGAAGAGGUCUUUGUCCAAUUUGGACGACAUUCUGACCAAGAUUUCAGAAUUGCGAAACGGACUUCCGGCGGGAUCCCAGGGUGCACCUGGUGAGAAACGUACUGUGGCAGUCACAGGAGGUGUUUAUAUCCGUUGGGGAAGGAACCGCUGUCCCAAUAGUGCUACUACUGUCUACAGUGGUGUAGCAGGCGGUACUUGGUACGGGCAGUCCGGCGGUGGGACCAACUACCUGUGUCUGCCGAGGAACCCGCAGUGGGGAAAAUACCAGGAUGGGUUCCAAGGAUACUCGGCGUGGAUUUACGGCGCUGAGUACCAGAUAACGGCCGACGUCCCGUUCGGAGACCGGUCCCUGCACGACCAGAACGUGGUGUGUUCCGUCUGUCACACCUACCACAACAGCGUGCUGAUGAUCCCCGCCCGCAAAACCUGCCCAGACGGCUGGUACCUCGAGUACGACGGGUACCUGAUGGCAGAAUUCCGCGACCACGCCGGCUCCAAGGAGUUCGUCUGCAUGGAUAAGCAGCCUCAAGCGGCACAGGGCGGCCACGGCAACCAGGAUGGAGCGCUCUUCUACCCCACGGAAGCCCACUGCGGGUCCCUGCCGUGCCCUGCCUACGCACAGGGGAGGGAGCUCACUUGCGUGGUCUGCGUCAAGUAAAACUGGGUUUAAAAAGCUUUCGUUUCACUCCAUAUUUUCCUUUGAUUACUGCUCUGCGACCACUGAGCAACCAAAGAUUUCACAAAUCGCUCAACGAAUUUCAAAAGAACAAUUUUACAUUUUGGUGUGUUUUGUUGUCUUUCAAGUCAUAAAUUUACAUCUGGCAUCAUUUUCCGAUACAUAUAAAAAUCAAGGGUCACACAAAUGCAAUUUUGGUCGCUGUACGAUUGCUCAACGAUCGUCGUCCAGAGAAAAGGGACCUCUGUCAGUUUCCAGAACGAUAACUGCUCAACAUAUGCAUACUCUGCCAUGAAUAUUUCAAACAACAUGCAACGAUCCAUCGCCAAAUCAGAUUCAAGAAGAUGUUAAGGGAAGCUUAAACGGCAAAAAUAAUUAUGUGAAACGAAAGCCGCUACGGAACUUGAAAUUUCUUUCUAGCCUUUGUUUAGCCCUAGCUCUUUUCGCCGAUGCUUACUU